AUGGCAGAGCCGGCCCUUCUCCCUGCCGCCCCGAUGGAGGGGCUAGCCCUGAUGGCCCUGGCCGCUCCGUGCCCUCGGAUCCCACGCGCCCGCAUCGCCAGGCGCUGUGCCCAGCACUGGGUGGACCUGGGCUGCAGCUCCAGCCCCGGCCCUGCCAGCAGGCAGCAGCCCCCGCAGUGCGCAGAGAGCUUGCCCAUGGACAGCUUCUGGAAGGAGGUGGAGCGGAUUCGGCAGAGACAUGAGCCAGGAGAGGAGAGCCCAGCAGGCAGCGGGGGUGAAGCUCGUCUCCUGGAGGAGGGAGAGGCCGAAUCCCAGUGGCUGCGUGACACUGGCCUGUCGGGCCUCCUCGGUGGCCAAAGCAUGGAGGGUGACCACCAGGAACUCUUGUCGACCCUGACCCAAACCCAGGUGGCCGCUGUGCGACGCCGACUGGAUAUCUACGCCCGCUCUGCCCGUAGGCGACACAAGGCCCCCGUCAGAGAUGUCAGGGACAUCUUCGGGGCCUUUGACUCAAGGCAGGACCCUCCGGAGAGUGCCACCUCCUGUCUGAAGGGGCCCCGACUCAAUUCCCAGCCUCCCACGUCUCCCCCAGCUGCAGCAGAGCCCGAGGACCCCCACGCGCAGGGCCCAGCCGGGAGCCAGGAAGCAUUCUGCACGGACUUGGCCUACUCGGAGCAGGCCGCUCGGCUGCUGCACAGGGGCCGCUGGGCCCCUGCUGGCCUCUGUGCCUGGGGCCGGGGCUCCCUGCCGGAGUUUCGGGUCCCCAAAGGCCGGCUGGGCUUGACGAGGAUCGGAGACUUGUGCUCGCAGGAUAUGCAGAAGGUCCCUGCACUGGCGCUCAUUGAGCUCACGGCCCUCUGUGACGUCCUGGGCUUGGAUUUGAAGAGGAACAAGGCCACCAAGCGCAAGACCACAGAAACAGGCCUCUUUGGGGUGCCCCUCGACAACCUGCUGCAGGCCGACCGCAGGGCCCUGCCCAGCACCCAGGUGCCUCUGCUGCUCCAGGCCCUGCUGUCCUGUCUGGAGGAGAGAGGGCUGGACGUGGAGGGCAUCCUCAGGGUGCCCGGCUCCCAGGCCAGGGUCAAGGGGCUGGAACAGAGGCUGGAGCGAGAGUUCUACUCCGGCCUUUUCUGCUGGGACCAGGUUCAUCUCAAUGACAUGUCGGAUUUGCUGAAAAGGUUCAUCCGGGAGCUGCCGGCGCCUCUGCUCACUGCCGAGUACCUGCCGGCCUUCGCCGUGGUGUCCAACAUCCCCCACCUGAAACAGCGCCUGCAAGCUCUCCACCUGCUCAUCCUCAUCCUCCCUGAACCCAACAGAAAUGCCCUGAAGGCGCUCCUGGAAUUCCUCAGAAAGGUGGUGGCCCAUGAGAAGAGCAACAAGAUGUCACUGUGGAACGUCUCCACGGUGAUGGCCCCCAGCCUCUUCUUGCACCAGGGCCGGACCCCCAAGCUCCCCAAGGGCAACGAGAAGCAACUGGCAGAAGGGGCAGCCGAGGUAGUGCAGAUGAUGAUACACUACCAGGACCUGCUCUGGACGGUCGCCUCUUUCCUAGUGGCCCAGGUCCGAAAAUUGAACGACAGCAGCAGCCGGCGCCCCCAGCUCUGCGACGGGGGUCUCAAGACCUGGCUGCGAAGGCUGCACGCGGACCGGGACCAGACAGGGAACGACCUGGACCCCGAAGCGAUUCCCAAAGUGGCAAAGGUCCGGGUGGCCUGGCCCAGCAACGACCUCCUCACGGUACCCCUGACCCCCAGUAUCAGAGUAGCCCACGUGCUCAAGCAGUUCGCAGAGGAAACUCCUCCGAAGCCCCGGGGUCCAAAAAGGAGCAAGGACGUGGCCUGCCCCCUGCCACGCUGCCCACCCUCGAAGCCAGGCUGCGCACUGCUCUAUGAAGUCGGAGGGAACAUCGGGGAGCGUCGCCUGGACCCAGAUGCCUUCCUCUUAGAUCUGUACCGCACCAACCCCCACGGCCAGUGGGUCAUUAGGCAGAGCCCCACCUAA
Sorex fumeus (smoky shrew) is the source of this 2001-nucleotide messenger RNA. RefSeq names its product Rho GTPase activating protein 40 (gene ARHGAP40). Bases 1 to 2001 code for a protein of 666 amino acids. The transcript has 15 exons. Gene Ontology annotation, cellular component: cytoplasm. Gene Ontology annotation, biological process: regulation of actin filament polymerization; regulation of small GTPase mediated signal transduction; signal transduction. The record is from RefSeq and is a predicted model, not a curated record. Gene Ontology annotation, molecular function: GTPase activator activity. NCBI's taxonomy places the organism in Eukaryota, Metazoa, Chordata, Mammalia, Eulipotyphla, Soricidae.